Messenger RNA from Camponotus floridanus (Florida carpenter ant), 640 nucleotides. Its product is annotated as 28S ribosomal protein S5, mitochondrial-like. The transcript has 3 exons. Gene Ontology annotation, cellular component: ribosome. Gene Ontology annotation, biological process: translation. Bases 68 to 475 code for a protein of 135 amino acids. Gene Ontology annotation, molecular function: RNA binding; structural constituent of ribosome. Lineage: Eukaryota; Metazoa; Arthropoda; Insecta; Hymenoptera; Formicidae. The record is from RefSeq and is a predicted model, not a curated record.
GUUUAGAGGAAAAGAAUUAAUUCAACAGCAAAAACUGCUUGUAAAUCUUGAAAGAAAGCAAAAACUUAUGGAAUUACCACAAAGUCAGACCAGACCAAUGCAAAUAAAAUUAUCGCCAUUGGAAUGUGGUUGGAAGAGUGUUACAAUGGAUGGCAGAAGCAUUGAAUCAGAUCUUAUUGGAAAAGAUACAUUUGAAAGUUUUGAAACCUGGAUUUUGGAAAACAAAAUGAUAAUUUGUAUGACCAGUAAUUUAGCACGUAAGACUAGAAUCAAUUCAUUUAUAGUAACUGGGAAUGGAAAUAGAUUGGCUGGAUUUGCGUUAUCAAAAGCCAAAGCAUCCCUAAAGACGAUUAAAAAUAGGGCUGGUCAAAGAUUAAUGUAUAUUCCUACAUAUAAGAAACACACUGUGUUACAUGAUUUCUUUACACAGUUUGAGAAUAUAAAAAUAUUUGUAAAGAAAAUUCAUGAAGGAUAAUGGACUUGUUUGUCAUCAUGCGAUAAAAGCAUGUUGCGAGAUAAUUGGCAUAAAGGAUAUGUAUGCCAAAGUACAAGGAGGAAUGUAAAAGCAUUCUUUGGUUGGUUUAUUGCAAUAGGUGUGAAUAUAAAGUAUUUAAAGGCAUAUUAUACUUUUUAUUUAAUU